AUGUUCGUGCGUAACAGCGAUAAAAUUUUAGAGCCGCUUGAUACCAAGAAAAUACAUAAAAUGCUGUUGGAGUGUUCGCAUGGCCUCAACAUCAUGAGAGAGGAGCUUGAUGACCUGUUCAACAAAAUAGAGAGCGGGCUGUGCGACAAUCUUAGUACAUGCGAUAUCGUGUCGCUUGCUGCGGAGUGUGCAGCAUCAGCAAUGACCAAGAAUCCUGAUUUUGGAUGCAUAGCGGCACGUAUCGUGGUGCGGGAGCACCACAAGGUAACGCUCGAUACCUUCUACGAGAAGGUGAAGUACUGCUACGAGCAGAAGAGGUACUUCAGCAGGGAAUUUUGCGAGCGGGUGCGUGAGAACAAGGACGCGAUACAGGCCCAGAUCGAUUACAGCAGGGACUACGACAUUUCGUUCUUCGGGUUCAAAACGAUGGAAAAGUCCUACAUGCUGUCCAUCAACAGCCGGACAGUGGAACGGCCACAGGACCUGUUCAUGCGUGUAGCGCUUGGAAUACACUACGACUCGCUGCAGGAUGCAUUUGAAACGUACCAUCUGAUGUCGCAGAAGUACUUCGUGCACGCUACGCCCACGAUGUUUAACGCGGGCACGCUAACGCCGCAGCUCUCAUCGUGCUUCCUCCUAGGAAUAGAGGAAGACUCAAUCGAGGGCAUCUUCAAAGCGGUGUCUGAUGCAGCAAAGAUUUCUAAGACUGCAGGCGGCCUUGGCAUGAAUGUGCACAAACUGCGUGGCGCCAAUUCACUUAUCAAAUCUACAGGUGGUCGUGCAUGCGGCAUUAUACCGGUUGCAAAGAUAUUUGAAGCGACACUGCGCUGCAUUGAUCAAGGCGGCAAGAAACGACCGGGAUCGAUGGCGAUCUACGUCGAGCCGUGGCACUCCGAUAUCUUUGAGUUCCUUGAUAUACGCAAGAACACGGGUAAAGAGGAGCUGCGUGCACGCGAUAUUUUCACAGCGCUGUGGAUACCUGAUCUGUUCAUGCGGAGGGUGCACAACGAUGAGAACUGGUCGCUGUUCUCCAACGAUGAUGUCCCGAACCUGUACAAUCUGUACGGAGAUGAGUUUGACAAGGCGUACGAGAUGUACGAAAAGAAUGGCAUGGCGCGGCGGACCGUGCGUGCACAGAAGUUGUGGAAGGCUAUUCUGAGCAGUCAGAUCGAGACUGGCACGCCGUACAUGUGCUACAAAGAUUCAGCGAAUAGGAUGAACAAUCAGAAGCACCUUGGCACGAUCAAAUGCAGCAACCUAUGCUCGGAAAUAAUGGAGUACACCGAGGAGAACGAAAUAGCGGUGUGUAACUUGGCAUCCCUCGGCUUGCCCAGGUUCAUGCAAGACGGCCAGUUUGACUAUGAGAAGCUCAAAAUGGUCACCAAGAUUGUCGUAAAGAACCUCAACAAAGUGAUAGACGUAAAUUUGUAUCCUCUACCCGAGACAAGGAACAGUAAUCUCAAACAUCGUCCCAUCGGCCUUGGAGUGCAGGGCCUUGCUGAUGUUUUUGUGAUGCUGAGGAUGCCGUAUGAUUCAAAGGAGGCGCGUGCCGUAAAUUUGCGCAUAUUUGAAACGAUUCAUUUUGCAGCACUUGAUGCGAGCUGUGAGCUUGCGAAGGAGUAUGGGCCGUAUGACAGCUAUGAAGGAAGCCCGAUGAGUCAGGGCGUGCUGCAUUUUGAUAUGUGGAACGUGGUGCCUGUGACAAACCAUGAUUGGCGGGGUCUCCGUGCCAGGAUAGCGAAGUAUGGUGUGAGGAAUUCCUUGCUUGUUGCACUAAUGCCCACUGCAAGCACCUCUCAGAUACUCGGGUACAACGAGUGCUUUGAGCCCUUCACCACGAAUAUUUAUACGCGCCGCACGCUUGCGGGUGAGUUCCAGGUGGUCAACACGUACCUGAUGCACGACCUGAUGAAGCUCAAUCUAUGGAGCGAUGAGAUGAAGAACAUCCUGAUACAGGAAGAGGGAAGUAUUCAAAGAAUUGAGGGUAUACCGGACGAGAUAAAGAGGCUUUAUAAGACAGCGUGGGAGCUGAAGAUGCGUAGUUUGAUUGAUCUGGCAGCUGACAGGGCACCGUAUGUUGACCAGUCGCAGAGCCUAAAUAUUUUUAUGGCACAGCCAACAUAUCCUAAGCUGACGAGCAUGCAUUUUUACGGUUUUAAACGGGGACUUAAGACCGGCAUGUAUUAUUUGAGGACUAGACCGAUAUCAGCUGCUGUUAAGUUUACGGUUGAUAGAGGCAUGGUGAGCACAACAAAGUUGCUCCAAAAAUCAUCGUGUAGUCCCACGAGUGAAGAUGAUGAGUGCAUGUCAUGUAGUGCGUAGAAUAAUCUAAGUAAAAUAGU
Vavraia culicis subsp. floridensis is the source of this 2342-nucleotide messenger RNA. Its product is annotated as ribonucleoside-diphosphate reductase, alpha subunit. The coding region runs from base 1 to 2322 and encodes 773 amino acids. Gene Ontology annotation, cellular component: ribonucleoside-diphosphate reductase complex. Gene Ontology annotation, biological process: DNA replication; deoxyribonucleotide biosynthetic process. NCBI's taxonomy places the organism in Eukaryota, Fungi, Microsporidia, Pleistophoridae. The record is from RefSeq and is a predicted model, not a curated record. Gene Ontology annotation, molecular function: ATP binding; ribonucleoside-diphosphate reductase activity, thioredoxin disulfide as acceptor. The transcript has a single exon.